ACGUUUCCUCUCGUGCACGUUGUGACGUGUGACGACGAACCGGAAUCCGGAAAUACGGAAAAACGAUUCUGUUCUGCAUCUUUUUUCCUCUAAAUACAUCUGGCUGUUGCGUCGAUACGUCCUGAACGCACCGCAGUCACAAACAUCCCAGUUUGUUGAGUCACCGGCUUCGCCGCUUCACCUCCAUCACAAGGCGGUGUUCAGGGGCUCCGUGUCGCUGUUGGCCUUCCCCAGAUAACAACCGCUACCGCCGCCACUGCGGACCCUGCACCCGGGGAGCGAGCCGGGCCUCCUGCGGGGAAAUGUGGUCCUUAAGGGGGGGGUCGUGGACAUCCGUCGUGGCCGCGGUGGCCACCUUGUUGUUGCUGGAUGCUGUGGGUCACGCGCAGGCGAAGAACUUUGAGGAUGUCCGCUGCAAGUGCAUCUGCCCGCCGUACAGAAACAUCACUGGCCACAUAUAUAACAGAAAUGUGUCUCAGAAGGAUUGUAAUUGCCUCCAUGUGGUGGAGCCCAUGCCGGUGCCUGGCCACGACGUCGAAGCUUACUGCCUGUUGUGCGAGUGCAAGUACGAGGAACGAAGCAGCAACACCAUCAAGGUAACCAUCAUCAUUUACCUCUCUGUUGUGGGUGCGCUGCUGCUCUAUAUGCUGUUCCUGCUGCUGGUUGACCCUCUUAUUCGCAAACACGACGCCUACACGCAGCCACUGCACAAUGAGGAGGACUCUGAGGAGAUGCGUCCCCCUGUGGACAGUGCUGCUGCCAGAGCAAACACAGUGCUGGAGCGGGUUGAAGGAGCACAGCAGCGCUGGAAGAAGCAGGUGCAGGAACAACGCAAGACAGUUUUUGAUCGCCACAAGAUGCUUAGCUAAACUCCACAGAGGUCCUCAGAAGGUUGGCAAUCGGUUACUUACCCGAGCUCAUCGCUAUUACACCGUCACCAGCUGCACAUUACUAACUUCUUUGUUAAUGAAGUCUUUCUUCACUCAGAAAAUAGUUAAACUCAUUGAUCUAACAAGCAGAGGUUGUUUUGUAAAUGUAACAUUUUAGGCCGAGUUGAAGUUGUGAAACAGCAUGGAUGCACACUGUUAACAGCUAGAAACCAGCUUAAUCCUUUCAUUCAUUUUCAGCAAUUAGCAGUGCAAUAGAUUUUGAAUGGUUUAAUUUCGUAAAAGACUGAAUAGUUUUGUAGCUUAUUUUUGAUCAUUUGUUGUAUAAUUGAGCUGUAUUUCUUGUAGCAUUAUUUCUGAAGUUCCCUCUGAACAGGAACGCUUUGUGUGUCUUUUAAGCUAUUUGGGUUGAACGAGUACUCUACUUGUGCUACUGUCACACAGAGCACAUUUCCUAGUUUAGUACCAAUAUGAAUUUAUUUGUCAACUUUCAAUAUUAGUUUCCCAUUGCUUUCUGUAGUUACCUAGGCAUAUUUGGCAAAAUUUGGACUAAUAGGGUAGUUUAUAGUGUAUAUAUGGGGUUUCUUAUUUUAAAGCUUUGACGUUGCUACAUUUAGAAAAAACCCAAAUAUGUGCCUUUUUCUUUUCCUUGUGAGGGGGGGGGGUGUGUGACAACAAAGUACAGCUCUAAACAUGUGUCCUAAAUAUCAGCAAUUCAUAGUAGAUUAAAUAUUACAGGUUUUAAGUUCUUUCAAAUAAUUACUUUUAGUAGUGUUCGUUGUUUUGAUGAAUUAACUCGUUAUCUUAAAUGUGUAAACUUAUUAGAAAAGGUUUGUCCAUUGUGGUUGGCAUAAUUCAUAUUUUUUUGCAAAGUGUGAAAAUACUUUACUGUAAAUUGGGGCAAUUAACAAAGCUGCAAAGCUCUCCUAAGUGUAAAACUAGCUCUAACACUGGAUCAUUCGCUGAAUCAGUAACGCUGCUAAUGAUGCGGCAGAAAGCCUCGGCCCUGGUGUGCGUGAUUCUGUAUCAGGGAAUCCUUACUACUGAAGCUCCCGGAUGGGGAACGUUUAAUACAGCAGACUGGCUCACAUUCUCUCAUGCACAACUUCUUAGUCGGUCAUGGUCUGUAUUAUCACUGAAGUGUUUUUCAUUGAUUGAUUGAUGUAUAUUUUCACGUUGUUUAUUUAUUCAUCCAGACUCACUGAAUUAUUUCACUGCUCAUGUCUAUACAGUGUGCUUGAUGUGAAAUAAAAAAUACAUAAAUAA
Molecule: messenger RNA, 2153 nt
Organism: Pungitius pungitius (ninespine stickleback)
Lineage: Eukaryota; Metazoa; Chordata; Actinopteri; Perciformes; Gasterosteidae
Gene: tmem9
Product: transmembrane protein 9
Exons: 5
Coding region: 303-869 (188 amino acids)
Cellular component (GO): lysosomal membrane
Source: RefSeq, a predicted model, not a curated record